AUGCUGAAAACUUUCCAGGAGUCCGACUUUAUCCAGAAUCUUGUGGGUUAUGUCAUCCGCGCGGCCCUAGGCACCGGAAUGGCCGUGGUGAUGGCCGCGGUGGGAGUUGUCCUGGCGAGAAUGGGCUUGCUUCUCUUCGGCCUGACCUCCUGGAAUGCCUGGCUGGCAAUGCUGGUUGUCGGGGCAGGAGUGGGCGCAGGACUGGGAAGCGGUACCGCCUGGCUCUGGUUGAAAGGAAUGGGGAGCGCCUCAACCGCGUCGUGUCUUCUCCCUUCAACUAUUUGGCCCUUCUGCUGCCGCCCACGGGAGAGUAGCGGAAGCUGGCUGGCCUAUCAAUAUGGGGCCGGGGUGAAGCCUGAAUGCUGCGCUUCUCCUGAAAUGGGCCCCAUUGCCUACGCCAUUGUGGGGGCAGUUCUGGCUUCAAGUGGAACUGCCUUGGUGUCCGGAGUUGUCGGCCAGAAUAUCGGGCGUGCAUUACGUUCUCGGCAAGGCGCCGCACGGGUUCCCAUUCCGGGGGCCCCACCGGAAUUGAACAGCAAGUAA
Molecule: messenger RNA, 543 nt
Organism: Geodia barretti
Lineage: Eukaryota; Metazoa; Porifera; Demospongiae; Tetractinellida; Geodiidae
Source: the annotation of a GenBank genome assembly